CUCUAUUUGGAGAUGAAGUUACUUUCGGACGUGGUGCUUCGGAAUUUUUGUAGCGUAUUGUUUUCUAGCACCUGAUAUCAGUUUACGUACCGUAUCAAACAAUGAAAUUUUAAGAAUGUAUCAAAGUAAACUAGAAUGACGCGCAUUUGUUGUACAUUUUGUGAUAUGUGCUUCGGAAAACCAUCUCGACUUGAGGCACAUCUGAGAAUCCACACUGGAGAGCGUCCAUAUGUGUGUAUUUGUGGUAAAAACUAUACACGGAAACAACAUUUAACUCGUCACGCUUCAAAAUGUCCCAAAACUAUUCCAGAAAACAACUUAUCUAAUCAAAAGGAGCCAGUAAGAGUCGAAAAAACCUAUUCGUGUUCACAAUGUUCUGCUGGACCUUUUCAAAAAAAGAAAAUGGUAUCGGCUCAUAUGGCUGUAGUUCAUGGCGAACGGAAGCAUGUAUGUGACAAAUGUGAUCGAGCGUUUCCUACGGCAUCUAAGCUUAAACGUCAUUCAUCAAAACAUCAUGGUUACACAUGUAAGCUGUGCUCUGAACAACUAUCUGAAAACCCUGAAGACGAAGAAUCAGUUGCUCUCAAACCCAUUCAAUUUGAAAGUUUUGCGUGUUUGAGACGCCAUAUUGCUGAAGCUCACCCCAAAACACCAAAAACUGAAUGAACAUAUGGAACGUCAUCGACUAGGCAAGUCAGUUGCUUUCAAAAGCCGAAAUAGACGUAAUUCACAUCAUGUUUCAAGUAGAAAAUUUAAUGAUAAUAAAAAUUUAUUAAUGAAUAAUAAUGAAGAUUAUUGGGAAACAGCUAGUCAAAAUAGCAUUAUAGCACUGUUAAGUGAUGUAAUUGAUUGUUCAGCUAAUCAAAUUUAUUAAUUUUUUAUGAAGUUAGUUUCAUUAUUGUAUAUAAUACUAUUUCGAACUGAAUGGAACGAGAAGAAAGGAAAACAGAUAUCCCAAAGGCCCCAAUCAGAAGCAGCGAAUUAUCGAUCGGACCAAGGACGCGUAAAACACGUGCGAGCAGCCUAGAGUCUUGAUUGGUCCUGCUUUCCGCCUAGCCUACCCAGUUAAUUCCAGAACAUCAGUCUCAGCUUCUGUAACAUGAAUCAUUAUAUUUCAAACAUACUCUGUUUAUAUACCAAUCAAACAGACCACAACGCACCAAUAAAAUAUGAACAACAUUUGUACAAGAAUUAGCCAGAUGUGGCUGUGAAUGAUAGAGGCAGUGACUAAUAGACAGGGAAUAAUUCAAGAAUGGAAAAUCAUAUAAUAACAGUUCAUAGGUUAAAAUAAAGCUUAUGAUAAGAGAGACAUGAAUAUGAAUAGUUUAGUUUAUUGACAAUUAUACGAUAAAAAUAUACGCACAGUAUUGGUCUAUCAGUAGAUCCCAAAAGUUAGCAUUCACUAUUCUUGUCGGGACAUAACAAUUCUUAAAUAAAUUCAUACAUGUAAUCAUCUUCAUCUCAUCAAAACAAACGUUUGAAAGGAAUUUUAAACGAUCAUCUUGUUGUUUUAAUAACAUUUUUAAGUGUUAUUUUAUGCUUGUAACUUAUUUACAAUAUCUAACUUUAAGUGAUCGGUUGAGAACGUUUAUCUUAAUUCUUACUAUCCGAUUAUUUUCAAAGUUACACAUUCAUUUUCAUUUCUUUAGCCUUAAAUAAUUAUUCACAAUAACUCAUUGAUUUUUAAGACGAAAAAUUCCACUUUCGUUUCGCCCCCCUGUUUUUUUCUUAUUCUUUCGUAAUCGUUUGUAAUGACCAACUCAGUGACCAAUCAUUGUAUUGUAGUUUGCCGUCGAGUCGUUGUUGAAUAUGAUCAUCACUACAAGAAGGUUGCGUACCAGAUAUCAGAAGGCGAUUGGAGGUUGUAGCGAGAUAUAUUUGUUGGCGAUCUCGUGGUAUCGAAAGAAUACCGAAAUCGUACCAAAGGAGUACAAGCGGAAUCACUGAGCAAACGUAAGUGCGUGCAAGGUCACAAUCAACGGAAGGAAGAAUGUUUUUAGUACAGUUAAACAAACAAGUACAAUAAAACAAUCACUGGUACAAUUAGUUAUAAUAAUAACUGUUUCCAUUAAA
Molecule: messenger RNA, 2073 nt
Organism: Schistosoma curassoni
Lineage: Eukaryota; Metazoa; Platyhelminthes; Trematoda; Strigeidida; Schistosomatidae
Source: the annotation of a GenBank genome assembly